Molecule: messenger RNA, 2276 nt
Organism: Neurospora tetraspora
Lineage: Eukaryota; Fungi; Ascomycota; Sordariomycetes; Sordariales; Sordariaceae
Product: acetyl-CoA synthetase-like protein
Exons: 2
Coding region: 280-2274 (664 amino acids)
Biological process (GO): secondary metabolic process
Molecular function (GO): CoA-ligase activity
Source: RefSeq, a predicted model, not a curated record
CUCCUCGUCCGGGAGAUCCAGUGUCCCGCUCCAACUUCCCGUCCGUCUCACCCAAUCCCACUGCCUCGGCCAAGAAUAUGAUAGGAUGCAUGGAAGACAUGAUGAUAAGCCGGAUAUCAGAUAUCUGGGAACGGGUUCUGAAUUCGGGGUCAAGGACGGGACUUGUUCAAUCUCCCAUCUCAUCAUCAUCAUCAUCAUCAUCAGUCACUUUGACUUAAUCCACAAGGCUAGAUUUUGGGGCAGAUUCCCCACAUCAUGUAAACAACACCACCAUCAACCAUGACGAGCACAAGGGAAGCGUAUUCCGGAACACCGCCCGGCCAUGUUCCCCUCAACAACACCUUUGACUGGUGUUUCAGUCAGCCCUUUUCAUCCGUGAACGACUACACUCCUCAAGCUCAAGUGUUGGACAAGAUCGAGGAUGAGAGGCCAAUCUUUGUGGACAAUGCUUCAGACCGCAAACUCACCUUCGGCCAAAUAAGAAGCGAUGCCCUAGCCCUCGCCGCCGGUCUCCUAAGCCUGGGUCUUAACCCCAACGACAUCACCAAACUCCCACCAACACCGACCUGCCCUCAAGGGCCCGAGAUCGCCCCCGUUGUUCUCAUCCAGCUCCCCAACUCACUUGCCUUUGCGCCCGUGCUGCUGGGAACCCUCGCCGCCGGACUAACCGCUACCCUCGUCUCACCCGCCCUCACAAGCGAUGAAGUCGCCUGGAUCAUCCAGAACUCGCGGCCACGGGCCAUCAUCACGGCAAAAGCCUGUCUCGGCGCCAUGCGCGAAGCGCUGAAGAAGCAGGAACCGCGAGACCGGGCCUUCUUCGACGCUGUGCCCAUCUACACCUUUGACGCCGCCAAUGACCACUACCCCUCCGUCUCGUCAUCGCCACCAUCACUCAGCAGCAGCAAGAACAAGAAAACCCAGGACUGGAAAGUCCUCCUCAAUACCGCCAACCACUCCCAAACAGUAGUGGUCCCCUCCUCCCUCACCCCCUCCCCCUCCUCCCGCGCCCGCACAGCCGUCAUCCUCUGGUCCUCCGGCACCUCGGGCCGGUCCAAGGGCGUUCUCCUCUCGCACCACGCGCUCAACUUCUCCGGUGCGCACAUGUGGCACGACGCAUCCGACUACCACUCCCUUGCCAAGAUCCGGCAGCAGCGCUGGCUCGGCUACGUGCCCUUCUACCACGUCUUCGGCCUCUGCAACAUCAUUUUGCUGGCCGUCAUGACGGGCGCGACCGUGUACGUGAUGCCAUCCUUCAGUCUCGACGUCAUGCUAGCCGCGAUUCCCAAGCGCAAGAUCACGUACCUGCACAUGGCGCCGCCCAUCGCCGUCAUGCUGGCCAAGGCUCCCGCAGUAGAGAAGUACGCCAAGCGGAACCCGAAGACAGGUAAAAACGGGUUCAGCUCCAUAGUGGCGGCCGUCACGGGCGGCGCUCCCCUCGGACACGAGGUCGUCGUGGAGGUGUACAAGCGGUGCGGGUUCCGCGUGCGACUGGGCUACGGACUGAGCGAGACGUGCAGCACCGCGCUGCAGCGCGGCACGGGCGAGAAGGACAUGAUUGAGCAGGCGGGCGAGACGGGCCUGCCGCACUGGGGGGUGGAGGUCAUGGUUGCUGAUAUGGAUGUGCCCGCCCCGGGCCUGGUGGAUGGGAAGACCAAGGCGGCGAGGAUAGACCAGGAAGGGGAGAUUUUGAUUCGGUCGCCGACGCUGUUGAGCGCUUAUUUGCCCGUGGGCGUUUUUACGACCCCUAAGGGCCAGGAGCCGGAUAUGUCAGUCACGAGGGAGGCGUUCACGGCUGAUGGGUGGUUCCGCACGGGCGAUGUGGGCACCAUCGGCGCGCAGGGAAGGCUGCGGAUCACGGACCGCCUGAAGGAGUUGAUCAAGGUGCGCGCGUACCAGGUUGCGCCGGCGGAGCUCGAGGCCGUGCUGUGCAGCAGCCCGUCGGUGGCGGACGCGGGCGUGGUGGGCGUGUAUGACGAGUCGGAGGCGACGGAGUGGCCGAGAGCGUAUGUGGUUCCGCACAAGCCGGAGGCGCUGGAGAAUAAGAAGGACCUGGAGAAGCUGGCGCAUGAGCUCAGGGUGCUGGUGGAAGAGAGGACGACCAGGUAUAAGUGGCUUAUGGGAGGGGUCGUGUUUGUGAAGCAGAUCCCCAAGAGCCCUAGUGGGAAGAUUCUGAGGAGGGUGUUGAAGAGUGGUGGGGAGGGCACCAAGGGGGUUGAGAUUCAGGUUUAUCAGAAGAAGAGGAGGGGAGCUGCUGCUGCUGCUUCGAAGCUGUGAGG